Molecule: messenger RNA, 1614 nt
Organism: Fibroporia radiculosa
Lineage: Eukaryota; Fungi; Basidiomycota; Agaricomycetes; Polyporales; Fibroporiaceae
Exons: 6
Coding region: 1-1614 (537 amino acids)
Molecular function (GO): heme binding; monooxygenase activity; oxidoreductase activity, acting on paired donors, with incorporation or reduction of molecular oxygen
Source: RefSeq, a predicted model, not a curated record
AUGUCUGUCCUCGACCACUUCCUCGCUGCCGGCCCGCUCACCUGGGCCGCCCUCGUCCCCGCCGCCGUCCUCCUCGUCCACCUCGUCCCCUGGCUCCUCGACCCCCAUCACGUCCGCAAGUAUCCCGGGCCCCUCCUCGCCCGCUUCUCCGACGCUUGGCUCGGCUGGGUCGCCGCCCAGGGCCGUCGCUCAGAGGUCGUGCACGAGCUGCACAAGAAACACGGCACCUUUGUCCGCCUCGCCCCCAACCACGUAUCCAUAGCCGAUCCUGACGCUAUCCAGGACGUCUACGCACACGGAAACGGCACCACAAAAUCCAACUUCUACGACGCCUUUGUCUCCAUCCAGCGCGGCCUCUUCAACACCCGCUCUCGCCCCGACCAUGCCCGCAAGCGCAAGAUUGUCUCCCACAUCUUCUCCCAGAAGAGCGUCCUCGAGUUCGAGCCCUACACCCGCAUACACGUCGCCACCCUCAUCAGCCAAUGGGACCGUAUGUGCGAACAGGGCGCAAAGGGGAUGUCGGGCCCCGAGGGCGAGGGCUGGAGAGGCGCGGAUGGGCGUGUCUGGCUCGACUGUCUCCCCUGGUUCAACUACCUCGCCUUCGACAUCAUCGGUGACCUCGCGUUCGGUGCACCCUUUGGCAUGCUGCUCGCCGGCGCGGACGCGGCACCGGUCGCAACGUCCCAAAAGGCCGCAAUGGAGUCGUACGGCCAGGAGGCGGCGGCCAAGGUGCAGUACUUCCCCGCCGUGCAGGUCCUGAACGACCGCGGCGAGUACUCGGCGUCGAUGGGCGUGCUGCCGCCCCACUGGCGGCCGCUCGCGGUGCGCUUCAUCCCGUGGUACCGCAACGGCGGGGAGCAGGUGAAGCGUCUGGCCGGAAUCGCCAUCGCGGCGGUUGCGAAGCGACUCACAGCACCCGCGGACCGCGCAGACCUUCUGGCGAAGCUGCAAGAGGGCAAGGACGACGAGGGAAACCCGAUGGGCAGGGCGGAGCUGACCGCCGAGGCGCUCACGCAGCUGAUUGCGGGAUCGGAUACCACGUCAAACUCGUCGUGCGCGAUCACGUACCACCUGGCUGCGAACCCGCUGGUGCAGCAGAGGCUGCAGCAGGAGCUGGACGAGGUGCUCGGGAACGACGACGAGGCGGUGGCGACGUUUGAGCAGGUGAAGCGGCUGCGGUAUCUGGAGGCGGUGGUGAACGAGGGCAUGCGGGUGCACUCGACGUCGGGCAUAGGGUUGCCGCGGGUCGUGCCCGACGGCGGGAUCACGGUGCUGGGCGAGUUCUUCCCCGGCGGAACGGUGCUGUCGGUACCGACGUACACGGUGCACCGGAACCGCGCGGCGUGGGGGGACGACGCGGACGUGUUCCGGCCGGAGCGGUGGCUGGAGCGGGACGAGAAGGCGAUGCAGAAGGCGUUCAACCCGUUCUCGUUUGGCCCGAGGAGCUGUGUCGGGCGCAACCUGGCGAGCAUGGAGCUGCUGAUCAUCCUUGCGUCCGUCCUGCGGCGGUACCACUUUGUGCUGGAGACACCGGAGAUGAAGCUGGAUAUUCGGGAGGGGUUCCUGCGCAAGCCGUUGGAGUGCAGGGUCGGGAUGCGUCGCAGGAGUGUCUAA